AUGUCGGAUAUAACUGGAAAACAAAAUGUUGAAAAUUUUCUAUCAAAAUUUCGUGAUCCACAAACACAUCGUUUUCAUUCAGUUACUGCAUUAGAUUUUCUUAAAUGUUGGCAACAUUAUGAUAUAGAUGGUAAUGGUUAUUUAGAAGGUGAUGAAUUAAAUGAAUUCUUACGAGAAUUUAUUACUAGUGUUAUACCUGAUGAAAUUGGUAGUGAAAUAAUAUCAGAAACAGCAAUGCAACAAUUAAUGACAGAAGUUAUGGAUGCAUAUGAUGAAAAUAAUGAUGGACGUAUUGAUAUUAAUGAAUUAUGUCAAAUAUUACCAACUGAAGAAACAUUUUUAGCAUUAUUUCAAAUAGAUACACCAUUAUCAUCUAGUGUAGAAUUUAUGCGUGUAUGGAAACAAUUUGAUACAGAUUUAAGUGGUUCAAUUGAUUCAAAUGAAUUAAAACAAUUUUUAAAACAUUUAAUUGUUAUAUCCAAGGUUGAAUUAUCUGAUGAGAAAUUAAAUGAAUAUGCUGAAACAUUAAUUCAUUUAUUUGAUCGUAAUGGUGAUGGUAAAUUACAAUUAAGUGAAAUGGCUAGAUUAUUAAAAGUAAAAGAGAAUUAUCUUAUUAAACCAUUAUUUAAUAAUAAUAAUCAUUGUUUAGAUGAUAGAACCAUUGAUAGAAUAUUUCGUAAAUAUGAUACUGAUAAUAAUGGUGUAUUAGAAAAUGAAGAAUUAAUGGGUUUUUUAAAAGAUUUAUUAGAAGCUAAUGGUGAAGAAGUUAAUGAAGAAGGUUUAAAAAUUAUGAAAGAAGGUAUAUUAAAACAAUGGGAUAUUAAUAAUGAUGGUAAAAUUGGUCGUCAAGAAAUUAAUGAUUUAAUAUUACAAACAAUUCAUAUAUUACAAGAAAAAGAACAUUUAAAAAAAGUCAAUAAUUUAUGA
Messenger RNA from Schistosoma rodhaini, 927 nucleotides. NCBI's taxonomy places the organism in Eukaryota, Metazoa, Platyhelminthes, Trematoda, Strigeidida, Schistosomatidae. The record is from the annotation of a GenBank genome assembly.